AAUUAGGAUAUUUUUCCAAGAAAUAUUUGUAUUUAUUGGGUACCUAAACCUGCUCGGACGAUAUUUGCCUGUAACCUAGGCUGUAGGAAGUCCCUGCAACUACUCCAUCUGGCCGCAUACUAUUGGGUGGAUUUUCCUUUUUAUUUUCCUUUUUCAAGUUAUGCUACACAUACUACCAGCGAGCCAGGUAAAUACUCUAACGGAGCAUCCUAAUUCCGUUUUCUUAUUUGCCUUUUCAUUUCCCAUGAAAUUACAAAAAUAUGGAAUAACAAUCUAUAUAUUUUAAAUAGACCUCCUCGUUAACUUGCGUAUAUUUUAGUUAGAAAAACUUGUAUGAAUUUAUACCGUUAAAAUAAACUAUAAUCAAUUUAGAUCGUUGAUUACCAAAACAGUGAUAACCGGCCGUACGAGGUAGGGCUGUUUACAACAAGGUUAUCAAAUCAGUUUAAAUCAUAGAGUCGGUCAAGCAAUUGUUAAAGUUCAAUGGUUUUAUCGACGAUCAACUUGUUUGAAUCAUUUUAUACAUUUGCUAAAUAUAUAUCCAAAUUCCUCUGCAUUGGACACUUGACAAUCUGGUCAAUUUCAUGACAUCCUUUGCACAUUCCUUGCUAUAUCAUUAAACUUUUCCAUCCUUUUGAUCCUGAUGUUAAUUACUCUUGGAAUAGCAGUGUAUUUCUUGAUUCCACUUUCCCGCCUUAUUAUUUGCAUUCCAUAAUUUAGGUAUUUGCAGAAUGCAUAAUACCCUCAUACUCUCGAAUAAAUGCUGGAAAGAGUAUAAGUACAUAUUUCCAACACUCAGACAAGUAGGUUUCGUUUGGAAGUUGCGAGUGUUAAAUAGAUGUAUUGUUGAGAAUGCAUGUAUAAUAUUAUACAUGUAUUGUCGUAUUUGAUGCAUUGUAGAAUACAACUUUUGGUAUGUGUGAUUGUGUAUGUCGCAUCAGCUAAAAGCUGAGACAAAACAAUCUCAACUCAACUAUCUCAACAAUCACAACUAAAAGUUGAGAUAUAACAAUCACUCAAAAUGAGUGAUAGUUUCUGUCACAUCACAGAAACAAUCAAUGUAUUGUUUCUGCUAAAAAAAAAAUGAUUGUAAACAAUACAUGCAUAAUGAAAAUCUCAACAAAACUAUCGCAACUUCCAAAUGACCCCGUAGUCUACAAGUUUGUAAGUAACUUAUCAACCCGACCCAUUACGUAAAUACCGUUUGGUAUAAAUAGAUUUUAUAAGUUUUGAAAAAUUCAUUUAGAAAUGUUAACUUUUUGUGUUUGGUAUUUAAAAGAAUUCAUUAUCAAUUCUAAAUUUUGAAUUCUACGGAGUUGGAACUAGUUAGAGCAAUUCCAAAGAAUUGAGAUUGAAUUUCCAAAUGAAUUCCACAAGUAUUUACUCAUUAUAAUAAAAUAACAUAAUUAUCCUCAAUUAUGAACUAAAUUAAUUCCACAUAUGUUAUUUGGGGCCAAAUCAUGCAACAUGAGGAAUGUCGACAAGAAUUUGAUUUCAAUGCUAGGAGCAUAAGUUGGUUAUUUGAUAUUUCUACUUCGAUUGUAUCAGAACGUUGAGAAGCCACAAUUAGAGUGUAGGAUUCAUCCACAAAAUAUUUGAAAAUAACUAAUGAAUAGAAACACACAAGAACACUUUUGAUAUUCUACGUAUGGGACCAAAGGCGUGUUUUAGAAGAUGGAUUUCAAUGAAUAUUGUUUCUGCGGAAAAUUAAAAAGGGUGUAGUUGGAAACUUUUAGUUUAAUUCAAUUGUAAACGUAAGCCAAACAUGGUUUGGGAAUUCAAUUACUUUUAUUUUUAAAGAUUUGAAUAUGACAUACCAAACACAACAAUUCAUUUGAAAAUGAAUUCUACACCGUAAUUCAUUUUAAAAUGAAAUGAGUUAUCAAUUCAUUUGAUACCAAAUAGUCUGAUAACAUUUUUUUUUUAUUUAUCUCUUUUCAGGUAUUGCAAUAAAAUUUCUUAAGAAUUUUCAAGUAAUUUUUGUUUCUCACAAUAUUAUUCUGUUAUUUUAUUUGAGAAUUUGUAUUUAAUCGUGGAAAAUGAAAUAUUUCGGUUUUAUAAAGGAGCACUUCUUUUUGGGACUACAUGAGAAACAAGGCAAGUGAGAGAGGGGAAGAAGAAGACUCCGUUAGUCUGCUCCUCGGCUGUUAGUGAGAGGUGGUAGAAUUUAGAAAUAGGAAAAUGAAAAAGAUAAAUAAACCUGCAACUACUCCAUCUGGCCGCACACUACUGGGGAGAUUUUUCCAAUAAUAGCACGUUAAACUUUUUUUUUACAAAACUAGCACACAACCGAAAAUAGCACCAUUUUUAAUAGACCGCACCUCGAAGGUGCGUUUUAUAAGUAAACCGCACCCUCUAGGUGUGUUUUUAUGUAUAAACCGCACCUUGGAGGUGCGUUUUGCGCCAUGUCAGACUGGGAACCGCACCUCCAAGGUGCGGUCUGUGUUUGGUGGGCAGCGGCCUUGGAGAUCGCAGGAUCAGGUGGCGAUCUAGCAGGCAGAACGCACGCCACGUCAGCGAUCCUUGCCACGGAUCGAAGACCGCAGCGCCAGGGAGCGGUCAACCCUCGGGGAGCGUAAACCGCGUCGGGAAGGUGCGGUUUUGACUAGGAAAAAUUACCAGACCGCCCCUGGAGGGUGCAGUCUGAUGAGUAUAAAUACCCCCUACCCUCUCUCAUUUUUUCACACCACAACCAUUAUCCACUCUCUCUCUCUAGAAUUAGCUCUCUAACCCCUCCCCUCCCCUCCCAAAAGCCUAGGAAAUAGUGGUCUGUUGGUUGCGGCUAAAUCCGAUCUGCCAUCAGAAAACAUUUCUUAGAUUUUUCCCUCAAAACCCGCCCCGCCGAAUUUCUGUCUCACGCCAAAUCUCUGUCCGACUUUCGCGAGAAAAUGGACGAGUGGUUCCAAGAAGAGGGAGUUUAUUAUGAUGAAUUUCAAGCGGUACGUAAUCAUUAUUUUGGUCAAUUUUUAUUUUGCUAAUGUACUUAGUGGAAUAUAAAAUAAAUUUGAAAUAAUUUAAUCGUAUUGGUUGUUUUCAAUAAUUUAAUCGAAUACAUAGCGGCACUUACUUCGACUCUUUAUAAAGAGAUGCACGUCUAAGGAAAUGGGGUUUUAAGCGAUUAUCAUGAUCCUCCCAUUUCCUGGGAAAUUCGGGUAUUAAGAGAUCUUCGAAUCCCCCCUUUUUAUGUCAAAAAGGAUGCGUUUCUAAGAAGAUGUAUACCUCUUCUAAGAGUCUAACGAGUGUUGCAUUGUAUUCGAUUAAAUUAUUUAAAACAAUCAAUACGAUUAAAUUACUUACCAAACAACCAAUACGAUUUAUUUUUAUGUGUACUUAAAUGAAUUUAUUAAUUUCAAAUGUUUGAAUAUGUAUGUAUCUCCUUAAAUUAUUAUUCAUUUAGAAUAUUAUUUAUGCCAAUUAAUUUAGUAUGUUUGUUUUAUGACUAUAUGUAUAUAUCUUGAAAAAAAUCACAAAUUACUUAAAUUUUGAUUGUUAAUAAUAUAAUUAUAAUAUAAUUAUAUUCUAAAUUAAAUCAUUAAUUUUAAUUAAUUUAGUUAUAAGACUAAACUAUUACUUAUAUAUCAUAAAUAAUUUUAAUAAUGGUUGAAAUUAAAUCAUUUAUUUUGAUUUAUUUAGUUAUAAGACUAAACUAUUACUUAUAUAUCAUAAAUAAUUUUAAUAAUGGUUGAAAUUAAAUCAUUACUUUCAAUUUAUUUAGUUAUAAGACUAAACUGUUACUAAUAUAUCAUAAAUUACGUUGAAUUUUUUGCUAGGAGGCACAACAAAUACUCCGCUAAGGGGUACGACCAAUGUGCUCCCAUGGAACCCAGUUAUCUUGCCCUAUCUCAAAAGGGCACGGUUGGAGUCGAUUAGACAUUUUGUAGACAUAAAAGUCGAUCGCCAACUCAUUACCGCAUUGGUUGAGAGAUGGAGAAAGGAGACAUUGUUUCAACUUUCGCGAAGGAGAGUGCACCAUCACACUCAAAGACGUCGCCAUCCUAACUCAUCUGCCUAUCGACGGCAAAGCGGUGUGUGUGAGUGAUCACCCCCCCCCCCCCCCCCCCCCCCCCCCCCCGAGGAUCGUGACGGUAUGACCGGUUGGCAGUAUUUCAUCCACAGUGUUUUGGGGGUGAAAGUACCAACCAAGGGGAGCGUUGAUGCGACGGAUCGCUUGCACCAUUGAGGAAAGUCUAAGUAUUGACAAAGUAUUUUAGGGACCAUCACGAUCCUGAAAAAGAUGGGUGCCCCUAACCGAGGAAAGUCCGGAGCUGGAGAAGGAAAGGUAUGCUCGUGUAUAUCUCAUGGCCAUGAUAGGAGGAGUGUUCUUCUCCAAAAAAUCGAGCAAUUUAAUUAGUUGUGGAUGGCUUAGGAUCCUCCUUGGUAGUUGGGAUGCGAUGGGGGAGUUGAGCUGGGCAUCCGCUUGCCUAGCUAAUAUCUACCACCACUUGUGCAACGCAUCUCUCAAAGUUGUGAGGGAGGUCGGCGGCGCAAUUUGUAGGUGUGUUGGAGCCUCAACAUGCGACAACCUUGCCCAACACAAGUUGGUAGAGUAUCGGAGGAGGCUAGAGCUACUUUGGGAAGGAGAGAUCAAAUUUGAUCCAUACCCAGCGAACAUCGUUCAUUGGCAUUUACAGCAAUUCCCCGAGAAUAUCGGGCAAUGGUGUACGAGGGUCCCUCUCAUUUGUUUAGGGACCGUGGAGUGGCACCUGCCGGAUCGAUGCCUUCGUCAGUUUGGUUGGGAGCAGUGCAUUCCGUUGGAAGUCCCCGAGAGUCAAAGGGCGUUUCACGGUCGAGAUGGUCGGCAAGGUACUCACGAUUGGCCCACGAAGUUGGCGAAAUUGAUCGCGGUAUGGGAGAACCGACAACUUCAGGAUAUUGUCACUCCAACAAGUGUGGGUCGAAUGGGGUAUCAUGACUCAUACAUGGAUAGAUAUCGGCAAACAUCGGUUCGGUACGUGACUUUGGAGGGUGCGGCCAAUGGUGCAUUGGCUGAUGGGAUCGAGCGGAUCAAAGCGUUGACCCAUGGGAAACAUGAAAUGGGACAUGAAGAUGUGAGCUUCAUCAGGAGGAUGACAAACAGUCUGCUUGGCUUUAUCAGAGCACAAGGUCGUGAUCAUCGUUGAUACCCACCCAUGCCCGCACCGGUGCCACCUCCGGUAUGAUGCUCUAAAACACAACACCAAACUGCGACCAAGUAUAAUCGUAGUCCGGGAAUGCAGUAAAGUGACAAGUUAUAUUAUCAACCCGGGGUCUAGAUCUACUGCUACUUAGUGAUUCUCUAUUAUCUAGCCAACUAAGUUGAGUGUUUGUUGUGUAAAAGCAAAAGCAGAAAGAAAGCAGGAAUUGAUAC
Molecule: messenger RNA, 5347 nt
Organism: Linum trigynum
Lineage: Eukaryota; Viridiplantae; Streptophyta; Magnoliopsida; Malpighiales; Linaceae
Source: the annotation of a GenBank genome assembly